Messenger RNA from Phyllostomus discolor (pale spear-nosed bat), 703 nucleotides. RefSeq names its product thiosulfate sulfurtransferase like domain containing 1 (gene TSTD1). Gene Ontology annotation, cellular component: cytoplasm. The coding region runs from base 79 to 489 and encodes 136 amino acids. The transcript is spliced from 4 exons. Gene Ontology annotation, molecular function: thiosulfate-thiol sulfurtransferase activity. NCBI's taxonomy places the organism in Eukaryota, Metazoa, Chordata, Mammalia, Chiroptera, Phyllostomidae. The record is from RefSeq and is a predicted model, not a curated record.
UGUGGGGGCGGGGCGGGGCGGGGCGUUGCCUCCCUUCCGGUUCCGGUCUCAGUUCUCAGUCCCGGGAGGGCCGUGGAGAUGCUGCGGGGACCGCGGGGCCGGGCGGGCGCGUUCCUGCAGUUCUCCGUGGUGGCGCGCGCCAUGGCCGCAGUACCCAGCGUGUCGCUUCCCGAACUCCGCUCGCUCCUGGCCGCGGGCCGGGCCCGGCUCUUCGACGUGAGGUCUCGGGAGGAGGCAGCCGCGGGGACCAUCCCCGGGGCGCUCAACAUCCCAGUGUCGGAGUUGGAAGGUGCCCUGCAGAUGGACGCGGCUGCCUUCCAGGCCUUGUACUCUGCGGAGAAGCCGAAGCUGGAGGACGAGAACCUCAUUUUCUUCUGUCAGAUGGGCAAGCGGGGCUUGCAGGCCGCGCAGCUGGCCCAGGGCCUUGGAUACAGAGGCGCUCGCAACUACCCGGGGGCCUACCGAGAAUGGUCCGAGAACGGAGGCUAGGGAGAAGGCGCUGGCUGCGGGGAAGGGCGAGGAGGGCGCCCGCUUACCGGGUCGGGCGAGGUCGCUGCUGUGCACACAACAGCGUCAAACACAGGCGUGUGCUCAGCCCUGGCUGGUGCGGCUCAGCGGGCUGUGCGCCUCCCCAGGCCCGGCACACGUCGGGCUGCUGGGGGUCCUGUGCCCAGUUGAGGGUGUGCGAGAGGCAACCGCACGU